Messenger RNA from Drosophila pseudoobscura, 1529 nucleotides. RefSeq names its product BTB/POZ domain-containing protein 9-like. Gene Ontology annotation, cellular component: cytoplasm. NCBI's taxonomy places the organism in Eukaryota, Metazoa, Arthropoda, Insecta, Diptera, Drosophilidae. Gene Ontology annotation, biological process: circadian behavior; modulation of chemical synaptic transmission; adult locomotory behavior. Bases 247 to 1359 code for a protein of 370 amino acids. Gene Ontology annotation, molecular function: protein binding. The transcript is spliced from 2 exons. The record is from RefSeq and is a predicted model, not a curated record.
UCGAUGAAUUCAAGAGUUACUCGAAGCAAAACACCGACUGCCGCUGUGCCGACUUGUGAAGUCAAAGAAAGGGAAACCCCACAAAUAUAUACAUACCUACAGCCCAUGUGUGUACCUGAAAGCCUGCAUAAAUAGAAGCAGCAGAAACUGACACAAAAAUUGCCAAACACCACAAAACGAGGAACAAAACAAUCUGUGCGCAUAAAUUGUUCAAGAAAUUGAAAUAAAAAAGAUACAGCAACGAAAAUGAGCAGCCAGAAAUAUCAAGGGACCACUGUGGAAAACAUCGACGAGAUCGACAGCUUCGUCGCGGACAUGGCCAGCCUCUGCAUGAACGAGCCCUACUCGGACGUGGAGUUCCUGGUGGAGGAUCAGCGGCUGCCGGGCCACCGUCUCGUUCUGGCGACGCGCUCUGAGUACUUCCGCGCUUUGCUCUACGGCGGUUUGGCCGAGUCGAACCAACGGGAAGUUCCGCUGGAGGUGCCGCUUGAAGCCUUCAAGGUAAUCCUGGGAUAUCUCUACUCGGGGAAGAUGCCUCUGUCCACACUGGACGUUGACACCAUUAUCGAUGUGCUCGAUUUGGCCCAUCUUUACGGGUUGCAGGCCGUCGAGUCGGGAAUAGGAAACUACCUGCAGCAGAAUCUUUCUGUCAGUAAUGUGUGCACGAUCCUGGAUGUCGCACGCCGCAACAAUCUCAACCAGCUGUCUGAAGAAUGCCUCAAUUUCAUCGACAACAAUGGCUUCGAUAUAGUAAAACAUGAUUCCUUCGCACAACUGCCCAAGGAAUCACUUGAGGAACUCCUGCGACGGGACAAGUUAUGGGCCCUCGAAAUUGAUAUCUUUCGAGCUGUAUGCAAAUGGAGGGACAACCAUCCGAACGAGGACUUCAAGACGGUGGCUGCGCUCGUACGUCUCCCGCUUUUGACUGUCCAACAGCUGGUGCAAGAGGUACGCCUCUCUGGCUUAUUCGAGCCGGACCAAAUAUUCAACGCCAUUGGUGAAGUGGAUACCGGAAAGAAUCUGCCCUACCGUGUCGGGUUGUUGCCGGGGGAGAAUGUGGCAUCAGGGAAACAUUUUGCGCGCCGUUUCCAGGAUGAGCAAAAUCGUACAGCCUUCCAGCUGAGAGACCUUUUCGUAAUCAACUUUAUUGAAGCUAUUUUCCAAUAUUCCGCAUAUAACAACACGUUCGAAGUGCAUGUUUCUAGCGACCAGACUCACUGGAAUCGUGUGGGAUCGAAAAGUGUUUAUGAAACCGCGACACAUUACUUAACAUUCAAACAGCGACCCGUUCGCUACAUUCGUUUUAAAGGUGUACCUAGUGGUUCUGUACAGUCUCUGACAGCCAUGUACAUAAAGUAGCACUGUGACUUUGUGCAUCAGCAGCGACCUCUGAGUGGGGAAGGUUACGUCCUUUGAUGAAAGUGAAAGGUAGUCGAACCCAUCUCUACUCUACAGGAAAUACAGACUUUAGUAGCCGUACGUAUAUCUACAUACAAAAAUUCAAAUGUAAUAAACUGAAAUUGUUCUCA